Molecule: messenger RNA, 1592 nt
Organism: Motacilla alba alba
Lineage: Eukaryota; Metazoa; Chordata; Aves; Passeriformes; Motacillidae
Gene: SBSPON
Product: somatomedin B and thrombospondin type 1 domain containing
Exons: 5
Coding region: 92-1174 (360 amino acids)
Source: RefSeq, a predicted model, not a curated record
CCGGAGUCCUGCAGAGUGGGACACGGUUCCUGCCGUGCAUGACAUUUUGAUAGAGAACAUCGCUGCGUGGGACAUCGCCAGCUGUCCUGCCAUGCGAAUCCCGCGGGCAACACCCACCACCUGGCAGGACAGCCCCGGGGACACGUACCCGCCCCAGCUGCCGCUGCCCCCGCACCCCGAAGCUUUGCCGCGGCAGCUGUGCCGCUGCCCGACCGGGCAGGGCAGGGCCGGGCCGGCCGCCCCCCGCCCCCGCCGGGCGCCCGCCCAGCCCUGCUCCGCUCCGCAGCGCGCAGCGGUGGCGGGGCCCGCACGUCGGGGCGGCGCGGCGGUGGCCGGUGUGGCGGUGGCCGGUGUGGCGGUGGCCGGUGUGGCGGCGAUGGGCGGCACGGCGCUGUCGGGAGCGCUCUGGCUGGGGCUGCUGUGGGCCGGGAGCGGGGCCGGGGGCAGCUGCCAGGGAAAGUGCUGCCAGGGCCGGGAUGCCGCCUGCGUCGGCGAGGGAUGGAGGGAGGGAGGUGGCUACGGGACCUGCUACUGCGACGGAGGCUGCCGGCGAGCCGGGGACUGCUGCCACGACCACGGCCAGGCGUGCCCGGCUAUUCCCUGUGUUGUGGGGGAGUGGAGUCAUUGGAGUGGCUGUGCAGAACAAUGUCAUCCCGGGCUGCGGGUCCGUAGGCGCUACGUACAACAGGAACCUAAAAAUGGUGGGGAUCCGUGUCCAGCUCUGGAGGAGAAGGCUGGCUGCCUGGAAUACCUGACUUACCAGGGAGAGGACUGCGGCCAUGAACAUGUCCCUGCUUUCAUAACUACCUCUGAAUACGGUAAAGAAAGAAAAAGACGAGCAGCAUCUUCUCUCUGGCCUUCAGACAAAGAAGCAGCAGGAUACUGUGUGGAGUUCAGGACGGAAUCUCUUUCCCAGCACUGUGCUUUGGAGACGCGUCCGUACGCGCGCUGGAUGCAGUACCUGCGCGAGGGACACACCGUGUGCGUCGCCUGCCAGCCGCCGGCCAUGAGCACGGCCACGCAGCGCUGCUCCGGAGACGGCCACAACGCACACGGAGAUAAAAUCUUACACUGGGAAGCAAUUGGCAACUCUCAGUGCCAGGGAACCUGGAAGAAGAUCCGGCAACUGGAACACUGUUCCUGUCCCCUGGUGCAUAGUUUUAUUUUUACAUAAAAAGUUUAAAAGACCUUUAAAACUGCAACAAAAAGACUAAGAAAAUUAACACCAAUGCCAAGAAACCUAUGUAUUUCUGCUGCAUUUUCUGGAGCCUUAACAAAUUUUAAAUGAUUCAGGACUUUGGCAGAAUCAUUUCAGGAAAUUCUCUCUGCCUUAAUACAAAAUGCAAAGACUGAUCUCUGUCUUAGAACACUAGAAGCACAUUACCAUGUUUCUCUUUUGUAAUUAAACAGCUAAUGUUUCUAACCAUAGUAGAUGCUUUCCUUACGUUCUCCAUCUUUACUGGCCAUGGCCCUGUCUCCAGGCAAUGCUCCUACUCAGCAGUGAGCCAGCCAAAUAUUUUCAAGUCUGAGAAUAGUUACUGUCAACAUUUAAGAGAAAGGGUGAAUAAAAAUGAAGUUUUUGAAAGCUAAAA